Phalaenopsis equestris is the source of this 1184-nucleotide messenger RNA. RefSeq lists its product as uncharacterized. The transcript has a single exon. The coding region runs from base 100 to 1068 and encodes 322 amino acids. The record is from RefSeq and is a predicted model, not a curated record. Lineage: Eukaryota; Viridiplantae; Streptophyta; Magnoliopsida; Asparagales; Orchidaceae.
UGAAGACUAUUCCAAAGUCAACCAAAACCUUCACAAAUAAAUCCUCCAAACCAAAAACUCAAUGAAAGCCAAAAAAAAAGGAGCAAAAACGAAACCCUAAUGGCUACCUCCAAUCCACCAAAACCCUCAAAUCUUCUCAAAAUCAUAUGGGAAGCUCUCAUCUUCCUCACAAAUAACUGGAAGCCUGCUCUCAUCUACAUCUUCUUCUACUCCACCUUCUUCCCCCUAUCCUUCUUCCAAUCUUCUGCAAUCACUCCCAUCAUCACGAAUCUGCAGCAAAACCUAAUCUCUCUCUCAAAACUGAAGCCUCAAGACCCAGAUUUCUACCAAACCCUAACAGUCAUACUAACUGAGAUCAGAGAGAUUACAGCAAAGGAAACAGUCUUCUACGUCGCCAUCUUCUUCCUCUCCACUCUUUUACUUGCUUCAACACUAUGCUUUAUCUGCAUGGCUUAUGCUGAUAAGAAGCAACCAGAGUUGAAGGAACUGUUGUCUAAGUUCAGAAGAACAUGGAAGGGUGCACUGAUCACUCAAUUCUAUGUCACCAUCUUCGGGCACAUGAGUGUUUUUAUAAGCUUUUUGUUAACAUGUGGAAUUGCAUUAUUUUCAGUGAAUUUUGCAGGAGUUGCAGUGAGUUUUGUUCUUCUGAUACUAGGAGUGAUUUUAUAUCCGUAUUUAGCUAUGAUUUGGUUGCUUAGUGUUGUGGUUUCAGUAGAAGAAGAGGAAGGAGGAGGAGGAAGAAUAAAUGGACUUGCUGCAAUAGUGAAGGCGACAGAGAUGAUGAAAGGGAGGAGAUUGAAAGGGAUUUUGAUUGCUUUUAUAUUGAUUUUGUUGAAUUUGGUUGUUUGCUUGCCUCCACUGAUGCAUCUCUCUUCAUCUGAAAGUAAGGAAAUGGUGAUUUUGGGCAUAUUUUUUGUUGUUGGUGCAGUGGUGAAAUUGUUUGAGUUGGUUGUUGUAGUUGUGUUCUACUUUGAGUGUAGGAAUGGAGGAGGAUUGAAGAUGAAUAAAUUUGGGGCAGAGUAUUCUAAGUUGGCUAGUGAGGAUACUGUGGAUUCAGAGAUUCCAUGAAUGUGUUUUUAGGAUCUUGUAGUUGUGGUUUAUUUGGGGUCUUUUUUGGUUAUUGUUAAUGUGUUUUCGUUUUUAUGGAAUAGGUUGAAGAGAUGAGAAAUAAAGUAUGUUUGUUA